Molecule: messenger RNA, 2541 nt
Organism: Dujonia railenensis
Lineage: Eukaryota; Fungi; Ascomycota; Pichiomycetes; Serinales; Debaryomycetaceae
Source: the annotation of a GenBank genome assembly
AUGAAUAUGUCCUCUGAAACUAAAAAGUCGAAUAAAAGUCGAAGACAGCAUUCCAAUUCCAAAACCGGGUGCCCUACUUGUAAGAAAAGAAGAAUAAAGUGUACAGAAGAAUUGCCAUCCUGUUCCUGCUGCAUUAAACAUAAAGUCAAGUGUGGAUACUUAGAUUUCACCGAAGCACAGCUUAAAGAACUCUUGGCUGCUAAGGCUGCCGCUGCUGCAAAAAAGGAAUCUUCCAAUAGUGGUACGUCUUUGUCUGGCGCUGCUUCGGCUGCUGGUGCCGGUUCUGCAACUAGUAACGAAGAAGUCGACUUAAGACUUGCCGACAGGCAGAAGCAAAGAUUUGACUUGACUCCUCAUCGACUGCACCUGCUUAAUCUGGUGCAAAGUGGUAAAUCUAAUAGGGAAUCACCGGGCUCUCUGGAUUCACCAGAGAAUGCAAGUAAUUCGCCUGCACUGGGUAGCUUUACCGUUCCAACCAACAAACCUAGUACUAAUUUCGUGAAACAUUUGUCUACUUCUUCUAGCUCUAUGACUAGUGCAACGCCUCACCACUCUAUCUCGUCCACUUCCGGAUUUCCACCUUCUCAAUAUAACUUAUCUCGGUCUUCGUCUAGUGGAGGUAAUUUUGCAGGUGGAGGUGGCGGAGGUGAUUCAGCGUUCUCCAGUUACUUCUCGUUGAUUGGCGGAGUGAGUAAUGCAUUAUCGAUAGACCAAAGAGAGAUCACUCAAAAUUUUGAUAAUCUUUUGCCAACCUCGACUGAAGACCCUGAAAACUCGAUUAUAUAUCCAGUUUAUUCAAUAGGUGAAGCUCACGAAGAAAAAUUUAGCCCUAGCUGGAGACAACAAUAUCAACAGUCAAUACCGGGAAAGGAAAAAAGUAAUGAACUGUCUCUAAGUGAACAGCAGAAACAACUACACGCCCAAACUCAAGGGGUAAAAGUUCCCCUGCAUUUCUUCAAAGCAUCUAUUGAAGCUUUAAUUCCGCAGUCACUUUCUCAUUCAACAAUUGGAUCACCUCUAAUCAAAGGUAGAAAGACUUCAGCUGGAGCACUCUAUUCUGGAGCACUUCCUGGAGCAAUUUUAUCAGACUACAGCUUCCCUUUACUCACAAAAGUGAAAUACAAUUACGUGAAUCUUUUCGUAAAGGUGUUGUACGUUUCAGGACCAAAAAUCGCCAAGGGAAUUUGUCCAUUAGACGAAAUUAGAUUUCUUUAUACAACCUGGAUGAAUUCAUUCUUCUAUAGAGCAUACGAUUCCUCCCUCAUGUUCAGUUGCCUUUUGAAUUUGAGCACGAAUUUCUUAUACUCGAACUGUUUGCAGGGAGACUAUGUAUCUAAUGCGUUUCCCUUACUGACUAGAAGUAUGGUUAGAAAUCUGUUUCUUGUCAUUUCUAUCAAGCAUUAUGGAAAGACUAUCAAAUUGCUUAGAGAAGUUCUUAAUAUGUCUAAUAGUCCAGAACUUUGCUCGUCAAUCUCAUACAUUUUAAGUUUAAUGUCGAUAUACGACCCUGAAGCAAAUAUGAAUUCUAUUAAUUGUUUCAGAGAUGGAUUGUUUAGUGUGAUUUCUCAUCAUUUGAACAUUGCUAAAAGCAAAGGGAUACAACCUUCUCCAUUUAUCCCAUAUUAUUCACAGUUAAUGAAAAAUAUUGAAAGGUCUGUCUACUUACCGUCAUACGAUUCCACUUUCCUCAACGAGUACCUGACAAUUCUACUAAAAUUCGAUGAUAUCUUAAAAUGGUAUAUGUCUCAGUCAGCAGUACUCUCAAGCAACAUGAAAUUUAUUUUCAACAAGUAUAAUGAUUUGGUAAAUUUUUCGAACGAUACUCUCCUGAGUUACUUACCAGAGAUAAACAAAAAUAUUCAUAACAUAGAAGUACAACAAGAAAUUCUCUUUGAUAUGAUUCACAGAUGGGUUAGAUUGUUUCCACUGAAGUUAUCAUUUCUUUCCACCAACACUCAUCCUUUAGAGAAAGUAUUAUUCCUUUUUUACAAAGUAUUUAAAAGAGCACUUUGGGCCAUUGUGCCACAGGUGAAGUUCAUCUUUUUAAGGGACUUUGAGACUCCGUUAAUGAGUGACAUCUUUAAUACUAAGAAUGAAUAUGAUAUAUUUGAUCAUGAGUUAGAUUUUCCCAAUGAAGAGCUUCUUGAUUUUCCUAUAUCGGUGUACCAAGUUCAUUUGAAUAAUCUCAAAUGGAUAUCAUCGUAUUUGAUUCGUCUCAACAGUUUUUUCCAGCGAAGAACUGGAAUCUUGUAUAAGGUAUUGGUUAUCGACAAUGAUACUCAGAAGAAGUUCCCAAUUGAUGAUAUUAGGAAAUGGAGAGUUCAAAUUAAAGACAUUGAACAAGCUAGAACAAAUUAUGCCAGUGUGAUCGGAAUACUGGAAACAUAUAUUCAAUCGUUUGAAAAUACUAUCAUUGAGCCGAAGCAUUACCCUAUCAAAAACGUACUACAGACGUCUUCAAAUGUAUCACAGCCUGCUGAUUUUUACACAUUACAACCUAAUGGAUUAUUGCUAGCUGAUUUUGACCCAAUGAGUAAAUGA